This is a messenger RNA of Teleopsis dalmanni, 666 nucleotides long. RefSeq names its product ribosomally synthesized cyclic peptide ustiloxin B precursosr-like. Bases 1 to 666 code for a protein of 221 amino acids. Lineage: Eukaryota; Metazoa; Arthropoda; Insecta; Diptera; Diopsidae. The transcript is spliced from 2 exons. The record is from RefSeq and is a predicted model, not a curated record.
AUGUCACAUCAUUAUUUUUUAUGUGAAUGCAAGGGUCGUAAAAUUCAAUCGGUAUCCAAACUGUCCCAUACAUUUAGAAGCAUUCGUUUGUGGUUGAGUGUUGAGUAUAUAGGAGACGGUAUUGAGUCGAUAGGAAACUAUGUUAAGUCGAUAGGAGACUGUGUUGAGUCGAUAGAAGACUAUGUUGAGUCGAUAGAAGACUAUGUUGAGUCGAUAGGAGGCUGUGUUGAGUCGAUAGAAGACUAUGUUGAGUCGAUAGAAGACUAUGUUGAGUCGAUAGGAGACUGUGUUGAGUCGAUAGGAGACUAUGUUGAGUCGAUAGAAGACUAUGUUGAGUCGAUAGGAGACUAUGUUGAGUCGAUAGAAGACUAUGUUGAGUCGAUAGAAGACUGUGUUGAGUCGAUAGGAGACUAUGUUGAGUCGAUAGGAGGCUGUGUUGAGUCGAUAGAAGACUAUGUUGAAUCGAUAGAAGACUGUGUUGAGUGGAUAGGAGAUUGUGUUGAGUCGAUAGGAGACUAUGUUGAGUCGAUAGAAGACUAUGUUGAGUCGAUAGGAGACGGUAUUAAGUCGAUAGAUGACUAUGCUGAGUCGAUAGGAGACUGUGUUGAGUCUAUAGGAGAUGGUAUUGAGUCGAUAGAAGACUGCGUUGAGUCGACAGAAGACUAA